This is a messenger RNA of Nilaparvata lugens (brown planthopper), 1376 nucleotides long. RefSeq lists its product as uncharacterized. The transcript is spliced from 3 exons. The record is from RefSeq and is a predicted model, not a curated record. The coding region runs from base 159 to 1079 and encodes 306 amino acids. Lineage: Eukaryota; Metazoa; Arthropoda; Insecta; Hemiptera; Delphacidae.
ACAUCAUAUAAUACACGCAGACCUGAUAAGCAUUCUAUUGAUUAAAGUUUAAGCAAAUGCGAAUGGUCAGUACGGAUGUUAUGCAACGAACUGUUUCUCCUAUAAUACCCGCAUAAUUUUGUUUUAGCCGGCAGAAUAAAAUUUGUUACUUCCCAAACAUGCGUUCAGUUCUCAACAUGAGUUUGCACGUUAACGUUAUUCUGCUGUACGUCGCUAUCUCUUGUUACACUGUUCCCAUAACAGCCAGGUUUUCCAAGGAUGUACAAACAGGAUUUUCAAUUUCCCAGAGUCAUGAUGCGCUCAACGAUGGCCAAGAACAUUUGAACGUCUCACCAGACACUCUCAAGUUAUUGGCAGAGAAAAUUAUGGACAUGAUAACGAAAGGAGAAGAGAUUUCGCAGGAUGACCUUCCAGAUGACUUGAGAAAUUUGGUUUCCAGUAUUGAAAGCGUAUGCAGGGAAGAUGAUAACGAGGUAAAAAGUUCUAAAGAUCCUAAAAAAUCCCAUCGUCAAGGGCGCAAUAUUCUGGAUAAGUUCCGUCAUAGUAAUCGAGGGAGGUCAUUAUUACUACAAGACGUACCAGACAACCAACAACUGCAACCAGACAAACUGAACGAGCUGAUUUUGGACAUAGCGCUGCUCUGUGACUUGGACAAGCAGCAGACGACAAACGUGACCAGGGAGAGCCGAGGUCUACUCAGUCGCCUGAGCUUCCUGACAGGAAUGCACUUUGGAAGCAUUUUUAGUGGUUCGGGCACAAUCGCCGCCACCCAAUCUCUCCACAUUCUCGGCCGCAUCAUCAACUCGGCCCUCUCCGUCUCUUAUGGACCCUCGAUCAACCGACCCGAACUGGGGGUGGGGGGUGUGGGAGGUGUUGGUGGGGUAGGGGGUUCCCUGAUCCCCACCGUGCCCAUAGCUGACGAGCUGCCCUCCCCUCCCUACAACGAUAUCGUUGACGACCACCAUCGAGUCAAGAUCAAGCAUCCCCACCACUUUCUCUGGGACCACAACAAGCGUGUGGAGAACUUCAAUACGGCCGUCAACAACACUGCCAACUUCAGGAAGGGCAGGACCGAAUAAGGUCAGCUGCUAAUGAAGAUUUGGAGUUCACCAUCUUUUCAAUAAAACAAUUAUGAAUUAGCUCAAGUUGUUUACUACAAGUUAUAUUGAUUAGUUUAUACAACUCUUGGGCCCGGUUAAAUUUUAACCGUGAUUAAUUCCACGAGAACCAAUCAGAGAAGCCGUCUUUUCAAAAACGCCUUCUCUGAUUGGUUCUCGUGGAAUUAACCACAGUUAAAAUUUAACCGGAUUUUGUGCAACCGGCACUUAACUUUUAAUCUGUUAUAUUUUUAUGAUUGGAAUAAAUAUCAUUAUAAA